This is a messenger RNA of [Torrubiella] hemipterigena, 1682 nucleotides long. The record is from the annotation of a GenBank genome assembly. NCBI's taxonomy places the organism in Eukaryota, Fungi, Ascomycota, Sordariomycetes, Hypocreales, Clavicipitaceae.
CCCCGUAAUUUAUCGUAUCAUGCCGGACACAGUUCUACUCCAUCUCCGGUACCAAGUACAGUAUUAAGAGUAGGGGGCGGGCUGAACCCUGGCGUCUUCUCUGCCGUUGUAGUGUGUUUUGCUUGCAACUAGCAUGUCAGCUGGGGGGGUUUCCCGCCCUGUUCGUCCAGCUUUGUAUUUCUACAUUCCCUCGCGGCGUCUUUUUUCGGUUAUAAUUUCUUUUCUUCUCGCGCAUGCUGUACCUGCUGUCAGCAAACCACUAAUUAUGCUGUGCUACAGCGAAGUUGGGCAACACCCACUGUGACAGCCAUCCGCUGGCAGUGGAAUCGCACCCCCCUAAUCUUCACCCCUACCAGCAGCCUUCAGAUAGGGUUAGCCGCUGUGGUGGGUUUUCUCUUAUAGCUCCUACUAUGGCACCUGGCCAGACUUGCACCCCCGCCGAACCUCAGCUCACUUUCUCUCCCAUUUUUCUAGAUUUGAUUUCAUCACACGCACAGUUUCUCUAUUUGAACCGAGUUGCUCUUCUUUCUUUCUCGAACGGGACCAAGUCUACAACGACACGCCACCAAGACGGUCAUUCAAAUACCCCGUCAACAUUCUUCAAAACCUCUUUCUAGGAGAGUUCACGGUGGCACGCCAACCUUGCAGCACACGCUUUUCGUUAAGAUAUAAUUUAUGGCCGAAUAUUGAGCAAGUAUUACAAUCGUUUGACUAGGCUUCACGCCAAUUAUUCGUCAACAGUCGACUCUCCACACAUGUGUGCCUCGUCAAGGACUGGGUCACCGCACCCAGAUGAUCAGACUGAACAACUGUCAGAACAAGUGCCCUGUCUAUUACCGUCUUCUGAUGAUACAUAUACUUCGAAUACAUCGGAUUUCAUUCAUGAAGAUCAAGUUCUCCAAUCAGUGGAGCCGUCCUAUCAAGUGUCAGUGGACCAGCUUCUGGAAGAGAGACUACAGACUCUCGACGCUAGACAUGGCAUAGAGUCGGGAACAUGGGACUGGCACGUCGUCAGCCGCGAAGAAAAGGUCCUCCGCACAGACAAGCCCGUACGCAUGCGCGUUCGCUGGGACUGCCAUCGGUGCAAAAUACCCAUGGACCGGGAUAAGCGGUGCACAGAAUGCCAGCACUCUCGGUGCCCCAUGUGCCCCAGAAACCCUCCAGUUCGGCAUGACAAGGAGCCAAGAGCUGACUUGGAAAGCCGUGAUGACAUGGGUAAUUCUCAGGCUCCUAUAAUGGCCGAAAUCGACUGGAAUGAUAUGGGUGUGCUGCUUAACCGCCCCGGCCUACCGGGUGGACAAGAGCUGGUGCAUAAGCCUCCAAGGCAAAGAGUACGGCGAAUGUGCCAUCUGUGCGAUUACACCUUUAUGCCAGGAAACAAGACAUGUGAAAGCUGCGGGCAUGUACGAUGUAGUGAUUGUCCCCGAGAUCCUUCGAGAAGGGAAAAGUACCCAUUUGGCUAUCCAGGCGAUGAGUUUGGUCCUAGCAGCUUUCCUGUCUACGAGUGCAUCCAAUGCCGAGAACUGUACCCCAUAGGGGCGCAACAUGGCACUCCCUGUGAAUUCUGUGGUUGCUUAAUGUCGGCAAUAUCUCAGCGUGCCAGGCCACGCGCAGUUCUUCCCAGGGCUGACCCUAGCCUUCUCGAAGCUAUCCGGGGCAAGAUCAACGCCGUCGGUGCUUGA